AUGACGCACGACUAUUGGGAUCUGACCGAUCGUGCACCGGUAGGGAUUUUAUUAGGCCCUUCCGUUCUAGAUCGCAACCAGGGAAUGUUGCAGAAACUAUUUCCAAAGGACGAGAUGUUGGUGGUUCAUACAUUCGCUGUACUUGGAGGAGUAUAUUUCAUAUUCCUGGAGGCAGUACAAAUAGAUAAGGAUAGAAUCCUAAGAACGGUGAAGUACGGUUGGAAAGUUGGUGUAACCUGUGUCGUCAUUACUUUUAUUGUUACAUUCUCCCUCACUCGUCUGCUACACAGAUAUUUUCCAGGAACCUUUAGAGAAUUCUUUCUUUUUGGUCUAAGUUUUAUUUUAUCUCUAAAUUUUUUCCCAGUUGUAUCUAAUGCCAUUACGGAACUCAAACUAUUAAAUUCUGAGUUAGGCCAUCUUGCCAUAUCUUGUUCCAUGCUCUGCGAGAUAGCUACAUGGAUUGCUACAGCAAUACCAUUGCGAUUGAUUGGAACCACAACACAGAAAUUGCUUUGCGAGCUUUGCGUGUGUGUAAUAAUACUGAUCGUCAUAUUUUUUAUACGGCCAAUAGUCCUGUGGAUUAUCAAGAAUACACCAGAAGGAAAGCCAGUAAAGGAAAUAUACAUUCUGGGAUUAUUGAUUCUUCCUUUGGUCAUGGGAACUCUGACUGACAGUUUAGGUAUGACUUUUGCGCUGGGAGCUAUAUUGGUUGGGUUAAUGAUUCCACCUGGACCUCCUUUAGGUUCAGCUCUAGUAGAGAAAUGUCGAACCAUCAAAUCGAACCUUCUUUUACCUUUCUUAUAUAUGUGGGUUGGUCAACUUACCAAUAUUUACUCCAUAAAAGAUUGGAAAGCAUUUGCAGCACUUUUUCUUAUCAUGUUUGGAGCCGUUUUAGGGAAGAUGAUAGCAUGUUUGUUGGCUUCGCUAUUCUUCGAAACAAGUGUUCAAAAUGCUAUCUUACUCAGUCUCUCCUUAAAUGUCAGGGGUAUAAAUGAUCUGUUAGUAGCCAUCCGAUGGAGAAAGAAUGAGAUAAUAGAUGAAGCCAAAUUUACUGCGUGGAUUUUCGGCAACAUGAUGUUAACUGCAAUUGUAACACCUUUAGUAAAUAUUUACUACAAACCUCAUAUAUCAAUUGAGGGAUCUACUGAGGAUAAGCCCGCUGUAACACUGCGAAAGAUACCAUUCAAUGUUGGAUUGCGGAUCCUUUGCGGUAUUCACUAUGAAGAAAAUGUCCACAGCAUCAUCACUCUGCUAAAGGCAUUCAAUCCAAGUAAUACAAGCUCAAUUUGCGCUUUCAUAAUCCACCUUCAAGAGCUUGUUGGUCGAACAACACCACUUUUAGCCCCUUACAAUCACAAAAGAAAGAGAUUAUUUCCGAAUUCCACUCAUCACAUUAUGCAUGCGGUGACAAAAAACUUGGAAAGUUCUAGUGCUGCCGUCUCUCUUCAGCCCUAUACGAUGAUAUCCCCAUACAACACCAUGCACCAAAGCAUUUGCAAGUUUGACGGGACUAAGUUGAGAAGCUAUAUCCCGCAUUUCCAUAAUAUGUUACGCACACCCUUAGAGUUUCAAACUCUCUGCUAG
Messenger RNA from Pistacia vera, 1584 nucleotides. Its product is annotated as cation/H(+) antiporter 15-like. The transcript has 3 exons. The record is from RefSeq and is a predicted model, not a curated record. Gene Ontology annotation, molecular function: antiporter activity. Bases 1 to 1584 code for a protein of 527 amino acids. Gene Ontology annotation, biological process: proton transmembrane transport; regulation of pH. Gene Ontology annotation, cellular component: endomembrane system; membrane. Lineage: Eukaryota; Viridiplantae; Streptophyta; Magnoliopsida; Sapindales; Anacardiaceae.